Molecule: messenger RNA, 2754 nt
Organism: Sebastes umbrosus (honeycomb rockfish)
Lineage: Eukaryota; Metazoa; Chordata; Actinopteri; Perciformes; Sebastidae
Product: sialidase-3-like
Exons: 3
Coding region: 411-1643 (410 amino acids)
Biological process (GO): oligosaccharide catabolic process; ganglioside catabolic process
Cellular component (GO): lysosome; cytoplasm; membrane
Molecular function (GO): exo-alpha-sialidase activity
Source: RefSeq, a predicted model, not a curated record
GACCCCCAUUGCGCAUGCGUGAGGCUGGACACCAUAAUUACUGCAUAUUCCUGAUAACUCCUGUCCUCCAACAGUUAGUAGCCACCUUAUCCGUCUAUAUAUAUAUUAUGCUAGCACAGUAAAAUGAGGAAUGCUUAGCCAAAUUGAAUCUUUUACGCUCUAGUUGACAAUCUAGCUCUUAAACCCGCCGUCUAGUUAACUCCGGACGCGUCAAACGAACGCGGAAGUGAGUGUGAGUGCUUCUCUCGCUUCGGCUUCGUCUUCUUCUCUGAUGAUGAACCCCUAGCAUCAGUGUCGUGAACAUUAGAGGUCCCUUUUGUGGCGUGAUAUUAGACGGUAUGAUGCCGUUCACGCAGAGAUCAAGGGUGACAAAUGUGAAGAGUGACAAGUGAAGGACCUUCUGAUCCACCAUGGGAAACACACCAUCAAAGAGUGGCAGCGGAGAGGAACCGGCCAAAACAACUUUGUUUGAAAAGGAGCCAAGUGGGAUAACAUACAGGAUCCCUGCUCUCAUUUAUCUGAGGCACAGUCACACCUUCCUCGCCUUUGCAGAGAAAAGAUCCUCGCCCUGUGACCAUGAUGCCAAAAUCCUUGUUAUGAGAAGAGGAACGUUGAAAGAUGAUGGAUCUGUCCAGUGGUCGUCCAGUCAGGAGCUGUCGACAGCAUGUCUACCAAACCACCGCACUAUGAAUCCUUGCCCUGUGUAUGAAAAAAACAGCAAAACCCUGUUUUUAAUUUUCAUCUGCAUCUGGGGAAACACCACAGAGUUCAGGCAGGUCAUCACAGGUAAGAACAAGACACGCCUUUGCUGUGUGAGCAGCAGCAACGACGGGCACACCUGGAGCCAAGCGAGAGACUUAACGGAAAGUGUGAUCGGUGAAACUAUCCAUAAGUGGGCCACGUUCGCCGUGGGUCCGGGCCACGGCGUUCAGCUGGAGAACGGCAGAUUGAUCAUCCCGGCGUACGCCUAUUACGUCCCUUACAGAUGCUGUUCCUUCCCCAUUCCUUUGACGGUCUACCCACGUGCGCUGUCGGUAUACAGCGAGGACUUUGGCCAGACGUGGCACAUAGGGAAGAUGCUUCAGAAAAAGUCAUGUGAGUGUGAAAUGGCAGAGAUCAUAGACCACGAGGGCAGGAGUCACCUUUACUGCAACGCUCGUAACACUGGAGGCCACAGGUGUGAGGCCCUGAGUGAAAACAGCGGUGUGUAUUUUGACAAACCCCACAUUGCUCCAGAGCUGGUGGAACCACCUAGAGGCUGUCAAGGCAGCGUCAUUGGCUUCCCCGCUCCUGAAUUUGUCCCCAACGACGACGCCGAAAGCAAAGCUUGUGGCACGUCGCUCUUGUCUCCGGACACACAGACCUGGCUCCUCUUCAUCCACCCAACCAACAAGUCUAGCAGAAGAGACAUGGGCGUGUAUUUGAACCGAUCCCCCCUGCACUCAUCAGGGUGGGACCGGCCCAGGAUCAUCCACAGCGGGCCCAGCGGCUACUCCGACCUGGCUUACAACGGAGACAAGGAUCAGUUCUCCUGCCUGAUGGAGUGCGGCAAAGAAAGUGAACUUGAGCAGAUUGCGUUCAUGUCCUUUACCCUUAAUGAUGUCAUGCAGACAGGCAGCAAGAAAGACAAGAAGAUGCGCUGAACUGCGGUUGCUUUACUUCUGUAUUAACAAAGCUCUCUAACAUCCUCCCCGCAACCCUAAAAAUCCAAGCAAAAGCCACUAAAUAUGCUGUGCAGUAACAUCUGUCUGUGUUUACUGUUGUUCUACAGUCUGGAGAUGAUAAUGCAUGCAUGAGUCGUGUGUUUUGUUGUCUCCUUGUUUACAUGAAAAAAAGUAUCUUACUAGUAUUAAUAUGCAAGCAGCUGUGUAAGGAAGGAAACUAUUUUUAAUAGUGGCUGAUUGCAAGCAUGCUGUGCUGGACUGUCAUCUUUACAAACAGGCUUUGUGUGUAGCAUGUUUGACAAGUACUCCAUGCCCAUUUCUGCAUCUUAUCAAACUGUCAGUGUAUUCUGAGCAGUGGAGAGAAUUUGCCUACCUCUUUUUAUUUUCAUAUGAAGAUCAUAGCAGGCCUUGUGAAGUAGAGCCAUGCUCAGUCGCUCCUUUACAUUUAGUAUAGUCUUGAUUCACAUAUGCCUUCUACUCCACUGUUUAAACUCAAGCCUGCCAGUGCACAACCCUUUCUGUAGGUCCGAGUGGGCGCCACAGAGUUGGCAACAAAACUGGACAGAAAAGACAAACAUUUACUUUCCGCAUCCAGCUAAUCAAUGAAGAGACCAACCGAAGUGUACCACAUGUAUGAGUUAGAGGAGGACAGUUGAUGGAUUAAUAGAACGUUUGGGCUACUUUGUACUGUUCACAGAUAUUUAUUACAUUCAUUUUCAAAAGCAAUAUUUCACUGAAUUUAUCAUUUAUUUUCCGGCACAUUUAGCAUGAUUUUCUGAACAGGCUUCUCAUUAAUUUCUUGCCGCAUCAUGACCAGGUGUGAUUGGCUGGCUGUCGGUUAUCAAGUGAAAGCAUGUAACAGCAUGUAACGGCAGAAGAAGACAAUAUUUAUAAAGCCACUAGGACUUUGCACAUACACACAACCUUGUACUGAGCGACUUUAACGUCCAUCUAAUGUUGUGAGGCAAAAAGCCUCCCGGUGGUUCUACACUAGUUUCAUUGUGUUUUUGUUGACUGUUGUGGAAAAGUGACAAAACCUGCAUGAAACAUGUAUUUUAGUAGAAAAUAAAAGUAACCUGUUAUCACUCAA